CAAAAAAGGUAAUCUGGUGAUUCACUUUUUGUUUUAUCCAGAAAGAGCUGUGUGCAGUCUCUGCCUGACCUCCGUGUUCUUUGCAGGUGGCUCUGCAGAUCGCUCCUCCGUGUACCAGUGAGAGGCAUUAUGAGCGUCUGGGACGGUGCUGUAGCAAAUGUGAACCAGGUACACCUGCUUCUGGGCCACCUUGCAUUGUCCCUCAAAAGUGGGGAAGUACAUGUCUUCUAAAUGCACUACUAACUCCGACAGUGUAUGUCUGCCCUGUGGCCCAGAUGAAUACUUGGAUACCUGGAAUGAAGAAGAUAAAUGCUUGCUGCAUAAAGUUUGUGAUACAGGCAAGGCCCUGGUAGCUGUGGACAUCGGCAACAGCACGGCCCCCCGGCGCUGUACCUGCACGUCCGGGUACCACUGGAGCCAGGACUGCGAGUGCUGCCGCCGCAACACCGAGUGUGCGCCAGGCCUGGGCGCCCAGCACCCAUUGCAGGUCAACAAGGACACAGUGUGCAAACCUUGCCUCGCAGGCUACUUCUCAGACGCCUUUUCCUCCACGGACAAAUGCAGACCCUGGACCAACUGUACCGUGCUUGGAAAGAAAGUAGAACAUCAUGGGACAGAGAAAUCCGAUGUGAUUUGCAGUUCUUCUCUGCCAUUCAGAAAACCACCAAAUGAACCCCAGGUUUUCUUGCCGGGUUUAAUAAUUCUGCUUCUCUUCGCGUCUGUGGCCCUAGUGGCUGCCAUCAUCUUUGGUGUUUACUAUAGGAAAAAAGGGAAAGCACUCACAGCUAAUUUGUGGCACUGGAUCAAUGAGGCCUGUGGCCGCCUAAGUGGAGAUAAGGAGUCCUCAGGCGACAGUUGUGUCAGUACACACACGACAACCUUUGGUCAGCAAGGAGUGUGUGAAAGUGUCUUACUGCUGACUCUGGAGGAGAAGACAUUUCCAGAUGAUAUGUGCUACCCAGGUCAAGGUGGUGUCUGUCAGGGCACGUGUGCUGGAGGUGGGCCCUACGCACAGGGCGAAGGUGCCAGGAUGCUCUCGUUGGUCAUUGAGACCGAGAUGGAGGAAGACGGCUUCAGACAGAUGCCCAUGGAAGAUGAAUACAUGGACAGGCCCUCGCAGCCCGCAGACAAUUUACUGUUCCUCACUGAGCCUGGAAGCAGAUCCACACCUCCUUUCUCCGAACCCCUGGAGGUGGGGGAGAAUGACAGUUUAAGCCAGUGCUUCACGGGGACGCAGAGCACGGUGGGUUCAGAAAGCUGCAAUUGCACUGAGCCCCUGUGUGGGACUGACUGGAUCCCCGUGUCCUCUGAAAACUACUUGCAAAAAGAGGUGGACGGUGGCCAUUGCCAACACUGGGCAGCCAGCCCCAGCCCCAACUGGGCAGAUGUCUGCACAGGCUGCCGGAAGCCCCCUGGGGAGGACUGUGAGCCCCUGGAGGGUUCCCCAAAACAUGGACCCUUGCCCCGGUGUGCCUAUGGCAUGGGCCUUCCCCCUGAAAAAGAAGCCAGCAGGGCAGAGGCUGGAGACCAGCUGGAGGACGGGGACGAUGGGAGGCCCCCAAGCUCGGCGAGGGCAGGCACCGGGUCUGCAAGCUCCACUGGUGGCCAGGCCCCUGCAUCUGGAAACGUGACUGGAAACAGUAACUCCACGUUCAUCUCCAGCGGGCAGGUGAUGAACUUCAAGGGCGACAUCAUCGUGGUCUAUGUCAGCCAGACCUCACAGGAGGGCGCGGCGGCGGCGGCGGCGGCGGAGCCCGUGGGCCGCCCAGUCCAGGAGGAGACCCUGGCGCGCCGCGACUCCUUCGCGGGGAACGGCCCGCGCUUCCCGGACCUGUGCGGCGGCCCCACGGGGCUGCAGGAGCCGGAGAAGGCCUCGCGGCCGGUGCAGGAGCAGGGCGGGGCCCCGGCCUAGCGCCCCCACAUGGCCGGGAGCCCGAAGCCUGGAGCCAGGGUCGCCGACCUGGACCGCGCGGCCGCACCUGAGCCGAGCCUGGCCCGGCCUGCCCGACCCCGCAGCUCGCGAAGGGCAGCACUGCGGCCUCCGCCCCAGCCCGGGCCACCCCGGGAUCGAUCGGUACAGUCGAGGAAGACCACCCGGCAUUCUCCGCCCACCUCGUCCUCCAGGAAAUGGGCUUUUCAGAAAGUGAAUUGAUCAGGUCUUCCCCUAUGCCCACGGCUGCUCAGCAGACCCCCACACGGGGGCAGAUGCCUCCCCUGCCACCCCUCAAACUCGCAGCAGUAAUUUGUGGCCUUAUGACAGCUGUUUUUAUGACUCCUGUUCUGUGUGUGUGCCCCAUAUUUGUAUUCCUGGUGACACAGCCUCGCUCUGUCGCCAGGCUGGAGUGCAGUAGUGUGAUCUGGGGCAUUGCAGCCGCCGCCUCCCGAGUUCAA
Messenger RNA from Sapajus apella (tufted capuchin), 2391 nucleotides. It is a transcript of the gene TNFRSF11A, whose product is annotated as TNF receptor superfamily member 11a. Bases 221 to 1912 code for a protein of 563 amino acids. Gene Ontology annotation, cellular component: external side of plasma membrane. Gene Ontology annotation, biological process: multinuclear osteoclast differentiation; positive regulation of bone resorption; mammary gland alveolus development. The transcript has 9 exons. Gene Ontology annotation, molecular function: cytokine binding; tumor necrosis factor receptor activity. NCBI's taxonomy places the organism in Eukaryota, Metazoa, Chordata, Mammalia, Primates, Cebidae. The record is from RefSeq and is a predicted model, not a curated record.